AUCAGAGGCGCUCCGCGUUGCGUCAGGGUUAAGAACAGCCCUUGGCCAUGGUAUAUUGGCAAUAUACCACAUCCCCUCGUGCCUUAUCGCUUUAAUAUGUACUACACAUUAUUUACACCUGCUAAGAGACCCACUGUAGAGUAUCACAUAAAAAAAAUGCCUUCGGGCGUGCCCGUUUUUUCAUGAACCGCUUGACCUCAGCAUUCAUUUUCUCAAAGUGCAUACCUUUUUUUCGUUUACAGAAGACGCAUAUCAAGGUCCAAACAGCCAAUCAACCUAUAAACAUAGACCAAUGAAUGAUGGACGGUGAGAAUAUGGAGCUUGUUGGUGUAACACACGUGUUGGAUGCCAGCACGUUUUGGGCACAGAAUGUCAAGGACGAUCAWGCCAUUGAAAACAUAAGAAAUGCCUUGGCAGACAAAUGCCCAACAGCCCCAAGGUUACUUGGAACUCCCAAUCCUCAGAAGAUUUAUGGGGCAGUCUUCUCUGAGGACAGCUAUUGGUACAGGUGCAAGGUCCUGCAGCAGACUGAUAAUUUUCACGUGUCCUACAUUGACUAUGGGAACACAGAGUUUGUCAGUCGGUCAGCUCUGGUGGAGCUGCCAGGGAUCUACAGGCACCUUGUCUGGCCAAGAAGUACAAGUUCCGGGGCUUCAAUGUGUCCACUGACCAAGACUCAGCACAUUUCCUGCAGGGAAAGGCCUACCUUAAGAAUCUGAUCUAUGGGAAGAAGGUCCGCAUCCAGAAGAAGUCAGUCUGCUUCGACGGGACCAUCCUGGUCCAGGCUUUUCAGGGAAACCUGGACAUCGGUGAAGAGGUUUUGAAGAUGAAGUUUGCCAAGUUCACCCUCCCGGGGAGUAACCGUGAGAGCCACAUGUCUGUGCGGGCCCUGCAGGAGUCCCAUUGCCUGUGGCCUCAGCGGGUGUUGGAUUGGGCUGGCCCCAGGGGGAUGGGGACAUGCCUGGCUCUACAGUCUGCAUGCCCAAACUACGACCUGCUUUCCCCAACCAGAGUCCCCUUUCA
Molecule: messenger RNA, 1023 nt
Organism: Salvelinus sp. IW2-2015
Lineage: Eukaryota; Metazoa; Chordata; Actinopteri; Salmoniformes; Salmonidae
Source: RefSeq, a predicted model, not a curated record